UCGUCGACAGCUGGUGAAGAUGCUGCUGAAGAUGAAGUUCAACCAGCAGAGGCGGUUGCGUCUGGCCCAGGGCCUGUGGCUGCUGUCAUGGCUGGCACUGACGUGCGGUGCAUUCAUUUUUUGUCUGGGUGUUUACCUUAAGAUGGAGCUGCUCCGUAGAUCUGAGGUGAUGGACAACACAGAGAUCCAUGUGGUGCCCAACAUCCUGAUGAUGGUGGGUCUGGUCUCAAUUGGCACCAACUGGGUUGCUGGCCGUGUGUGUCUGGACUCCUUGGAUCCAACCCGCUUCCCGCGUUGGAAGAUCUUCCUGCUGGUUUGGUUUGCUGUGGCUGCAGUCAUCUGUUGUCUUCUUAUCGCUGUUGUGGUCCUAGCCUACGCCCUGCAGGGACGCCUGGAGGAAUCCCUGAAGAUUGGCCUCAGGAAUGGGAUUCGUUUCUACAAGGACACAGAUGUACCUGGCCGCUGUUUCCAGAAAGAGACCAUUGAUCGUCUGCAGAUGCAGUUCCGCUGUUGUGGAAACAACAAUUUCAAGGACUGGUUUGAGGUUCAGUGGGUCAGCAACAGAUACCUGGACUUCACCUCCAAAGAAGUCAAGGAUCGUAUCCGGAGUAAUGUGGAUGGACGAUACCUGAUGGAUGGAGUUCCUUUCAGCUGCUGCAACCCCACCUCCCCUCGGCCCUGCCUGCAGUACCACCUGACCGACAACACUGCCCACUACAACUACGACUACCAAACAGAAGAGCUCAACUUGUACACCCAGGGCUGCAGGCAGGCUUUGACUGACUACUACAUGGGUCUGAUGAAUUCAACUGGCCCCGGUGUGCUGUCCGUCAUCAUAAUACAGGUGUCAGUGAUUCUGAGUCUCAGAUACCUGCAGACGGCUGUGGAAGGAGCCAUGGCCCUGGAGAACCCAGAGGAUGACAGUGAGGGCUAUAUCCUGCAGAAGGGAGUGAAAGAAACAUUCGAGGAUGUCAAAACCAGUGUCCUCGACAUGCUAAAGUUCUCCCAGGUCGACCCCACCACCAGCAAGGGAUCCCCUGAGGCAGAGGAUGCCUCCUCUACUCCUGCCAAUUAAAAAAAGAAGAAGAAAAAACAUCACAGAUAAGUGAAGGAGGAAGGGAUGGAGGUGAGGAGAAAGGUGGUGUCUGAGCUCUUUAGUUUGUGAGACGGCUAAUGUCAAGACAACCACACCAAAACAUGGCAGUGAAUAGGGAACGUCAUCGGGUCCUGCACAGAAAACAAUCGAAACAUCCUCUCAAGUACAUACCAGUUUAAGCAGUAGCAGAUAUGUUUAAUGAUUGUAGCAGACAUAUAUUUUUUAAUAUUUUGAUAUCCUGACAUACAUUUAAAUCAAAAUGUAUAAAAAAAUACUUUUCUGUUAUUUCCAACCCUAUAACUUGGGUUACAGAUUUGUAGUCUGUUUUUUGCUGUAAUAAAUGCUUCAAAAGAAAACAUAUGUACACGAAAAAGUAAAAGUAGAAGUUUUUAACCACUUUGUAGUGUCUGUCUUCGUUUUGUUACAUACAUUGAAUUUAAACUGGAGUAUAUAAGUAGGUUUGGGUGAGUGUGUUUGCAGUGUGAAUGUGUAUGUGUGAGGUGUCCUAUAUGAAGCAUUAUCUUUUCCAUUCUGGCUGCACAGAAACAAUCUGAUAAUCCUGGUGUGGUUAAUCCCUGAACUGCUGGACAAGCAGUAUCCACGUGCAUACAGGAACACACGCUAUCACACAGAGACAGAAAGCACACACAGACAUGAUGAUUCUUAUGUAUCCUGAGGCUAAAUUAUUUGACAUUUAUUUUUAAAUCAGUGUAAUUUGUCCACAAAAUGUGUC
Messenger RNA from Cynoglossus semilaevis (tongue sole), 1829 nucleotides. It is a transcript of the gene rom1b, whose product is annotated as retinal outer segment membrane protein 1b. Gene Ontology annotation, biological process: visual perception. Bases 20 to 1075 code for a protein of 351 amino acids. NCBI's taxonomy places the organism in Eukaryota, Metazoa, Chordata, Actinopteri, Pleuronectiformes, Cynoglossidae. The transcript is spliced from 5 exons. Gene Ontology annotation, cellular component: plasma membrane. The record is from RefSeq and is a predicted model, not a curated record.